CCUAUAAAAGGGGUCUUGAGAUGGUUCGGAAGGCAUUAGUUCGUGUUAGACACUUCCAUAAAGAUGAAGCUACUGUUGGUUCCCGUUCUGCUUGCUGUUUGCGUCGGUGCUCAGCCGCUAACCGACGAGCAGAUGAAGAAGGCGGAAGGGUUCGCGCUCGGUUGCUUGGCACAGCAUAAAAGCCUGAACCAGGAACAUCUGGUACUACUCCGGGACGGUGACUUCUCGAAGGUGGACGGUGAGACGAAGUGUUUCCUGCGCUGCUUCCUGCAGCAGGCCAACUUCAUGGAUGCGUCCGGCAAGUUGCAGAAUGACUACGCCAUCGAGCGGCUUUCGUUGAAUCGCGAAAAGUCGAAGGUGGAAGCGUUGGUGAAGAAGUGUAGUGCCGAGGUGGAGGACAGCUGCGAGACGGCAUUCCGCGCGGUGGAAUGUUACCAUCGGGAGAAGGCAUCGCUGCUGUGAUAUCGAUGGCGCAAGAACGAUCGUCAGCUUACGAUGGAUGGACCGUGAUACGGAAAGUUGUGUGUCACAAUCCAUUCCGACAGUUUGUGCAUGUGAUUAAAUGUGAUUUUUAAACAAUGCUUUAUUGCUAUUUCUUGGUAGAAUGUUCUCACUUACCGGAAGGAUAUUUGGUUAGUGUUCGCGGAUAGGAGCAAAGUUGUGUCUCUCAUUAUGCGCACAAACAUCCUGCGUUGCAGGAGUUGUGAAUUCCGUUGCACAAUGUAGCUAUUUCCGCUACGGACAAGUCAAUCUGUGCGCCAUAUGCAUAGAGCUCCAGGAAAUUCCCCCAAGCUGUUGUCGUGUUAUGUCGGUCAAGAUGGGUUUUCCUGUGACUUUCUGAUUCCGUUUCCGAGUGCGUCCAAAGAACACAAUCAUCACAAAUACCAAUUUCUCGAAAGUCUGUCUUUAUCCGAGGGCAUGUUACCAACAUCAAAGAACCGUUCCUGUAGCGCAUUAAGGUUACGCAGCGGAAAAUGAAGAACCGUCCGGUGUGGACUAUCGCUACACAGGAACCAAAAGCAAACAGAGAUGCGGAAAAAAAGUCUCCCACCAGAAUGACAAACUUAAGUAAGUUAUCAAUUACCGGGAAAGAUUUCCUUACUUUUUUGCAAAAAGCUGUCCCAUUCGUCCAGUUGUGUUACUGGGCGUGGAUAGAUUUUCUUUUCUUUGUACCCCACAGUUGCCUUCCGACUGUACAAAGAAACCACUUCAGUGCGAAAUAUGGUUGUAAUUUUUCUUCCGCCUUCUUUUCACUAUUGUCACAGUUGCCCCAGGUUUUUGCAGAUAAUCUCACAAUGUGGCCACUAUGGAAGGGAAUGAAGAUUUACCUCCGUUGCUUGAAGGUACUACAUGAACAAUGGACAUUCAAUUAUUCGCCCACAGUGGACGUCAAGUGUUAAUGUUUUUUUUCUGUUAUUGUUAUUGUACUGGAUGAAAUUCUAGUUUUUCUUUUGUAUGUUACUGUGUUGUGCAUUGUAAAUAAUGCUUCCAUUACCGAAUGUCCUGCGGUGUAGUUCUAGAGCGAUGAUGAUAAUGAUGAUGAUGUGUUUCUUUCGAACGAUCUUUUUCCAGCUACAAUUGGUUAAUGAUUUAGACAAAUGCCUACCGGGAAAGAAAAAGCUACAGGAAAGCUACAGGAAUGCCAUUUUAUCAUGCCUUUGUCCACAUCAGAACUUGUCAUUCGUCUGUGUGCAAGACAAGGGAAUUCUCGAAAGGAAACAAAACGCAAUAAAUCAGCCACCAAACGAACCGUUGCCGUAGGCAAUGAGAGUAAAUAUUCGCAUGGCUGACAAAAC
Molecule: messenger RNA, 1796 nt
Organism: Anopheles funestus (African malaria mosquito)
Lineage: Eukaryota; Metazoa; Arthropoda; Insecta; Diptera; Culicidae
Product: general odorant-binding protein 56d-like
Exons: 2
Coding region: 64-462 (132 amino acids)
Biological process (GO): sensory perception of smell
Molecular function (GO): odorant binding
Source: RefSeq, a predicted model, not a curated record